GAGAAAUAUAUAUAGCGCCCUCUGUAAGUUGUGGUGGGAAUUUAAAAUGGCAUCAGCAAAAUACCGAACUACUCAAGAAAGUAGAAAGUCAGCUUUCCUUGGAUCCCCAAUCAGCAAUGCAGAUAGAAGUCGAGCAACGUCCGGUGGCAAGAAUGUUAGUUUCCACCAUCAGGUACAAUCUCCAAUGCUUUCAACUGUAAAUGAACGUUUGGGUUACUUACGACCAUCGCGGGAACUUCUAGAAUACUAUCGGAGGAAAAUUGCUGAGUUUGACGAUGAGCAUGAGCAGAUGCUAAAUAAACUGGAACAAUAUAAAAUUACUUAUGAACAACAGCACAAGCUACAAUGGGAGUUGAAGCAACGUGAAGAUGAAAUUGCUGAGCUUCAGCAAGCACUCAGCGAUAUGCAGGUGUUCCUGUUUCAGGAGCGCGAACACGUCCUACGACUCUACUCGGAGAACGAUCGCCUUAAGAUCAGAGAAAUUGAAGAUAGAAAAAAAAUUCAACAUCUUUUAUCCCUAGGUACCGAGGGUGAACCUGAAGUGACAUACUUCCACAAAGAACCUCCAGCUAAGGUGGUGGUCCCUCAAAGACGCCCCCAAUCUCACCAUCCUUAUACAUCAGAGGGGGACAGGUUAAGUUUAGCUGGUCAGCUAGGGGGUGUAUUUAGGUCCAGAGGAAGUGAUCAUCAAGCACCAGGAGGAAGUAAGACAAAAGCCAAUUCCAAGGGAACUGGUGCUACGAACUCAAACAGCGAUGACCCUGAUGUUGAAACCCUGGCUUUACAGGUCAAUGCCCUUCAAGCACAAUUGGAGGAACAAACAAGAGCAUCACGAGAUCAAAUCAACACACUGCUCGACGACAGGCAAGUGAGAACAGAUGAAAUGCAAACAGUCAUGGAGCGAGACCGUCAUCGGAUAAUACAAUUAGAGGAAAAAUUACACAAAACACAGAGUCUUCUAUAUGACAGCACCAAAGAUUACUUGGAGCAGAAAUAUCAGAGUCGUGCUGUGGAGAGGGACUGGAUGGCGGAGAAAGAUGAACUAUUACAACAACUGGACAGGUGCAAAGAGGAGUUGAAUAUGUCAAAGGAAGAGGUCGUACAUGUAUCCCAUCAUGCAGUAGACACACGACAAUCAUACAGUGAUGAACUUGAGAUUCUACAAACCCAAUUAGAUCAAGCACACAAGAUGGCUGAUGUUUAUAGGGAACAGGUUAUAGGCUUGGAGGACGAGCUGGCCCGCAUAAGAGAGCAAGAUGACGUUGGCCGAGAGGUUUUCAAAGAGAGAACUGAGAAAAUGAGCAAACGACUUCAGUUAAUGAACCAACGCUACCAAGCCCUAGAAAAACGUCGCAAUCUGGAGGUAGAGGGCUUCAAAACGGAUGUGAAGAGACUACGUACCAGACUUAAGGAUGUUGAGAAGCAGCUGUUCAAGGUGACUGUGGGUAUAGGAGAAGAUGGAGAUCUAAGGAUGUUGCACGACAUCCACAAGACUGCCAGACGAUCAAAGAAGAUCCAGGGAGAGCUCCACAACCUCAAAGCCAAGGUGUACGGACUGGAGGAUGACCUCCGCAGGAUAUAACCAUGAAAUAUGAGUGAAUUGGGCAAAUCCAUAAUGGUUAAUAGUGGUUGUGUAGGUGAAUGAAGCAAUAAUGUGUAUCACUACUGUUCUGAAUAAAAUUAAGGGUGAACCUAACCUUUAUCCCAGUGUAUGGACAGGACGAUGACCUCAUGAUGGCUUACAUCAUUGCAAGAACAGGUAUGGAACUCAUCCAUGUUGAUGGAGAUGGAAUGAACUGGUCUAAUCCAUGGGUGUUUUGGUGAGCAAUGGAUACCAUUAUUGUUCUGGAGAAAACUUCAAUGGGAACUUAAGCUCAGUAAAGUUGUAUGGGCAGGAAGUACCUCAUGACCUAUUACUCAUAAGUGGACUUGUUAAAUUUGUGGUGGUUAAUAGUGGUGGUUUAUGCGAAUUAUGAAUGAAGCAUUGAUGGGUGCCAUAACUGUUCAGAAUUUUCAGAGGGAACUUCACCUCAGCCAUGGUUUACAGUGUACGGACAGGAUGAUGACCUCAUGAUCUUAACCAUUACUCAUAGACUUGGGAGUAUACUGGUCAAAUUUGAGGCAGCUGUUAAUAGUUGCUUGGAUGUAUCAAGCAUGAAUGAGUCCCAUACCUGUUCUUGCAAUGAUGUAAGCCCUGUUAAAAAGUGACUCAACAGACCAUUGUGAUUAAAAUACCUGGGGAAAGAUCGAAGGUGGAUCAGGUGUAAUUUAUUCUCCUUGACUUCCAUUUAAAUUAUUUUAAGAGAUUGAAUAUAACAAUGAAAAAUGUCCCACCCAUUAUUAAAAAAUGUAUUACACAUUUUUAUAAUUAUUUGGUAUGUAAAUUGUUAGUCUUAUAGUUUGUACUAUCCUGUAUGUAUAAUUAUUAAUACAACUAUAUAAUGUACAAAUUAAAAAUUGAUCAAAAAAUUAUUAAAAGUCAGCAAACUGGCAUGGUAGUUUGAAAACAUGAUGCAAGAUGUUACUGAUAUUUUGCAAGUACCAAAGAACUUAACCUUUGACACAUAUCUAAUGCCAGAUUUAAAUGUGCCAAAUUGAAGACACAUGUCCCAUUAAUGUUCUUAACCUUCUACUGUAGGCCUACAUUGCACAGGAUUUGUAACCGGUAACUCAAUUUGCCAAUUGGAUAAAGAUGGUGUAUAGAGAAUCUGGAACCAAUUAAUAUUCAGUAGGGCUUUUAAUGACAUCUAAAUUGGAGAAGAAAAAAAAGAGAACUUUGUAUCAAAUUAUUUAUGCCAAAUUUAUUAAUUAUUAGAAUAACAAAGAGGUAAAAAUGUUAACACAGAUUAAACUACUUGUCGAUAGAAUAAUUAUUAUCAUUACUUGGCCAAAGGACACAAGGAAUUGAGCAACCCAAAAUCUCAAAAUCAAAGAGCAGAGCCCAAAACACUUGAGUUUCAAACUAUUUUAAAUUAAAUUUAAUACAUUAACGACAGCAGCGUAUCUAAAGUCUUGAAAUGGGGGUGCUGUAAUUUUUGGAGAGGCACGCGCCCCCUGCGCACUUCCUACAGUAGAUAUGCCACUGACUAACGAUGUAUUUUGUCUUUGUGGUUACCAUUUUACCUUCAAAGUACAUGGGAUGAGUUAUGGUUGUUGAGUAAUUAACAAUAAUCAUUAUUACCAACAUGCUUAAGAACUUGUUCUAUAGUUGCAGUCCUAUUUAGCACAGUAGCAUGCUACCCAAUCAGGUACCUAGUUGGAGAGUGUCAGUGCAGAUAAAGUGCCUUGCCCAAGGCCAUGAACAAGUAACCCUGACCUCUCAAAUGGAGCCAUACCACUGUGCCACCUUCUUAUUUAUCAUGGGACUACCACAGUACCCUAAAAAACUUUCCCUUUUAUUUGGUAAAUAAUGAGACACAAUGAUGUUGAACCACUUGUAUAUAAGGUCAUUUAGAAGUCAGUCAGACCAACUUAAAUGACUACUUUCCGAUAUGGAACCAAUGUGUGAUUACGUUAAUAGUACUGCUAUUAACAGCUGCUUAAAUCCCUGGCAUAAAAAGCCUUCUUUCUCUAGAGUACUCAGGCAACGUUUCCUGGUAUUAUCAAACAGCCGCUGCAAAUUAUGUAGGUUGUAAAAGAAUAGCUUUACGUUAGUUGGGUUUGGUUACAUUGUACGGGAAGUUACCUCACAUGGUUAAUCCCAAAGGCCUUUUUCAAAAUAUGUAAAUGGGGUCCUUGGCUCUAUAGUAAUAUUGUGUCUGUAA
Anneissia japonica is the source of this 3764-nucleotide messenger RNA. Its product is annotated as coiled-coil domain-containing protein 77-like. The transcript is spliced from 9 exons. Bases 47 to 1582 code for a protein of 511 amino acids. Gene Ontology annotation, cellular component: centrosome. The record is from RefSeq and is a predicted model, not a curated record. NCBI's taxonomy places the organism in Eukaryota, Metazoa, Echinodermata, Crinoidea, Comatulida, Comatulidae.